AUGACGCCACCUUACGGGAUUCAGAUCUCCAGUGAGGAGGCCCUACCGGAGCACGCCUUGGCUGAGGAAACUUAUUUCCUUGACGGCAUUGUCUACGCGCAUUUGCUUUACUGCUGGAAAGAGCACCUCAAGUGGCAGCAGCACGAAGCCGAGCUCCGCCGCGAAGGGGAGGCCAAGGUGGCGGAGGCCUCAAAGAGGCUGCAGGAGUACAAGGAUGCACAGCUCAAACACGUCCACACCGUGGUGAACAGCGGCAUCAAGGACAAGGACUUGGCACUUAUGGGCAGUUGUUUCGCAGCGAUGCUCUCGGAGGCGACCACGAGCAAGGACAUCAAAUCCACAGCGACCGAGGUCGAGGACCUGCACAAGAAGCUGAAAGGCUUCUCAGAUCAGUCUGCGCUGAAGGCCAGCGGUUUGGAAGGAACCCUUUAA
Molecule: messenger RNA, 432 nt
Organism: Symbiodinium natans
Lineage: Eukaryota; Dinophyceae; Suessiales; Symbiodiniaceae
Source: the annotation of a GenBank genome assembly